ACUUCUACAUUUUCACAAGACGACCUCGUCCACUAGUUAGCCUAUAUUUUGCUUUGAAAGGCGUGUGGUAUUAAACUGUUGUUUGUAAAAGUAGUCUAUAAAUGUACAUAAUAUGCUUAGGCUAAACCUAGUUUACAUCAGCAGCCUGCAACUUGGUGGGAUCACUACAUUCUUGCAGAAGUCGAAGGCUACCUCUGUUUAUGAAAUAAGACAUGGUUAACCAAGGGCAAGAACAAGAACGAAGAAUGUGGACAUGGGCACUGCUUCCUGUUUUCUUGGCAGUAGGAGGCAUCGUGGGAACAUGGGCAGUAUUUGCCGUUUCAGUGUCAAAUAACACUGUAAAUGUGACUGCCAAAUUCCCUUUCAUCAGUGAGUGUGCCACCAAUCAGCCUGAGAGUGCUUUGUUCUGUCUCUUCUGCAUUGUGUGGACUGUACUUAUAAUCUGGGUGGUGGUGAUCCGGUAUCGGCAGGUGCGUGAGCUGGGUAACCUGUGUCGCCGUGCCAACCUGGCGGCCUUAGUGCUCGGCUUCACUGCUGCUUCCGGGGUCUCAAUCCUUGGCAGCUUCCCGUUGACGGUAUCUCUGGGGGUGCAUCUCUUCGGGGCAUACCUGGCCUUCUUCGUGGGUCUGGCCUACUUCUGGGUGCAGCUGUGGCUCACCUAUAAGGCCGAGCCGUCUCAGGACCGCCGCUGCGUAGGCCCGUGGCGUGCCAGUCUCUGCAGCCUGUGCACCCUGUUUCUCAUCGGUAUGUUCGUCCUGAAACCUGCCGGCUUUAGGUCUUUGUCCGCCAUCAGUGAGUGGGCCAUGGUCAUGGUCUUCUUCAUUCUCUUCGGCUCCUUCGCUGUCGAGUUCCGUCACGUUGACCAUUUCCAGGUAACCGUGCAGAAGCAGAAUGUGACUAAGGAAAACAGUGAUGACACCCUGAACAGAAAUCUGAUGAUUUAGCAACGACCACACCUCUUGUAGAUGUCUCAUGUUGAUUACCAUAGUAUUCCUGUGUAGUUGUUAUGUAAGUUUUACAGUACAUAGGUUUUAUUUAUUUGAUUUUUUAAGAUUUUAUCUUAUUUCUAAAGCAAGUAGAUUUUUAUCUGAUCUUUUUAUUUUAUUAUUUUAGUUCAGGAAGAGACAUAGUUCACAAUCCAAUACUGAGUAUGUCACUGGUCAGUAUAAUAUCAGCUAGUUUAGAAGGUUUACAGGUUUGGGUGGAAUGUUAUUCAUUUUAUAUUUAGUGGAAACCUUGAUCCCAAACGUUUACAUGGGACUUAAAGGACAAAAGGGAAUUUGACAUCAGUAUCAUCAUACCCAUUUGGCAUGUCUGAAAAGAGUUUAGCAGCAAAUAACUAGUCGCUACUUUGGCUAUAAUUGUUUAGGGAAAACAAAUUAUGUUCCAUUUCUUUUUGAAAAUUCUAGUUUUUUUUAAAUGUCACAUAUUAUAAAAGUGUAUGUUUUAUAAAUAAUUAUCUUCUGGA
Sardina pilchardus (European sardine) is the source of this 1468-nucleotide messenger RNA. RefSeq names its product modulator of macroautophagy TMEM150B-like. The coding region runs from base 213 to 944 and encodes 243 amino acids. The record is from RefSeq and is a predicted model, not a curated record. NCBI's taxonomy places the organism in Eukaryota, Metazoa, Chordata, Actinopteri, Clupeiformes, Clupeidae. The transcript has 7 exons. Gene Ontology annotation, cellular component: plasma membrane.